CUCCUCAGUAAGUACGAGGGUCUCUCUCGGCCAUCUUCCGAAGGGUCAUGAGAGACCAGGCUUCUCUGAAACGUGUCAGCAAGAUGCGUCCCAUCAAGAUUCGAUCCUCCUGUUCUUGAUCCAUCGAUACCGCCUGUCCUCUCUUGAGCCAUCUACAGACAAAGUGAACAAUGUUCAAUACAAUUGUCAUGGUACCAGAAAUCCGUGCAGAGUUGAAAUUGCAUCCAGAUGUGCACUCGCUGGAUGAUGAGUGGUCAGGAAUUACAGACCCUGUAAUUCGUCGGAAGCUGCAGAAUAGAUUGAAUCAGCGAGCCGCAAGACGACGCAAGGCUGCUCAGAGUGCGGCUGGCAGUGGGAGCCUCGAGUCCUCUGAAACCUCCAGCAGUGUUAGAGCUUCGAGGCUAAAGGACAAACCCUUGCAUGCGCGGAUUGAUCUCAAUGACACCGUUGUCUUGAGAUCGAAACUCCUUACCGGAAGCCAAUGGCAUAUCGCUGCCGAGUCAUUCGACCCUUCAAAGGGGUCAGCGUUCGUCUCCAUUCGCAGCAAGCACUCGUGUCAACGAUGGUAUGAGGUGCUGCUUGAAAACCGGCUGUACGCGAUCAAAGAUCUGGCUGCUCGGCUCGAGAAGGAGCGAGACGACGCCUGGCAUACCCCAUUAUCGAGCGACCACCUCAUCUCAUUGGUGUAUUACAAUGUGUAUCGAGGUCUCCUCGCCAAUGUGGAGAUGCUGGGGUUGGACAUCAAUCUCAUGUACACGGAUGAGUAUCCGUCACCAUUCUUGCCUCUUUCUCCAAGUGCCUCCUCGAACAUACGGCAUCUGCCGCCUGGGCUUCAGCCGACAGACUUGCAGAAGAUGAUUUCCCACCAUCCACAGUGGGAUAUCUUCCCAGAUCCAGUGGUGAGAGACAAUAUUCUCCGCUAUGGUGAAGAGAACAUCAAUGAUUAUGAGUUCUGUCUCGAUUUGGUGGGUAACGGCCAGUAUGACGGUCUCGGAGAGUGCUUCACACAAGAAAAGAAUGGCCUGAUCAUCUGGGGCGAGCCGUGGGAUAUCGACGGGUGGGAGGUCACCGAGGCUUUUGCAAGGAAAUAUCCAUUCUUCAUCAGAGGGGCACAUUGUCUUCAAGAGUGCAGCAACAGAUGGAGGAUCAAGAGAGGUGAAGAACCGUUGGACUUUGAGAGGAUCUGUGAGAUUGAGUGACGGACGAGAGGAGUGGCGAGUCUCAAUACCUGACUUCACCUGAACACAUUCCUUGGGAUACGGCGGGUGGAUUUCUCAUAGACAGCUCAGACAGUAAUAUCUGAUCAUAUCCAACGGAGCGGAACUGAUGCUGCAUACUGUCUUAGGCAAAACAGGUACUGACAGGGCAUGACUCGGCAAUCUAUCGAUGGAGAACCUGCAACAGAUUAGUGACUCGAAAUCCGAUCUGCGACGACUACCCUCCAUGAUUGCCUGUUGCUUACUGCGAAAUAUUCGAAUCUCUGCGUCGCGUAGAGGACGAGAACGAAAAGGCCAGACUAAUC
Exophiala xenobiotica is the source of this 1522-nucleotide messenger RNA. RefSeq lists its product as uncharacterized. Bases 171 to 1199 code for a protein of 342 amino acids. Lineage: Eukaryota; Fungi; Ascomycota; Eurotiomycetes; Chaetothyriales; Herpotrichiellaceae. The transcript is spliced from 2 exons. The record is from RefSeq and is a predicted model, not a curated record.